This is a messenger RNA of Orcinus orca (killer whale), 8593 nucleotides long. It is a transcript of the gene AFF2, whose product is annotated as ALF transcription elongation factor 2. Gene Ontology annotation, molecular function: G-quadruplex RNA binding. Gene Ontology annotation, biological process: regulation of RNA splicing. Gene Ontology annotation, cellular component: nucleus; nuclear speck. Bases 246 to 4139 code for a protein of 1297 amino acids. The transcript is spliced from 21 exons. NCBI's taxonomy places the organism in Eukaryota, Metazoa, Chordata, Mammalia, Artiodactyla, Delphinidae. The record is from RefSeq and is a predicted model, not a curated record.
GGCAGCCGCGGACCGAGCGGAGCCGAGCGGGCGGCCAGGCACUUGCCCGCCCGGUGCCGCCGCCGCCGUCGCCGCCCCAGAGCGCAGGACCCGGCACCUCCGGCGCCCGCCGCCGCCGCCGAUGCGGCCCGGGCACUUUUAGCCGGGCGGGAGGGCCGGAGAGCAGCGAGCGAGCCGCGCCGAGAGCCGCGCAGACCCGUCGCCAGCAGGGACGGACGCCCGGCCGCCGCAGCCGCCCGGCCGCUAUGGAUCUAUUCGACUUUUUCAGGGACUGGGACUUGGAGCAGCAGUGUCACUAUGAACAAGACCGUAGUGCACUUAAGAAAAGGGAAUGGGAGCGGAGAAACCAAGAAGUCCAGCAAGAAGACGAUCUCUUUUCUUCAGGCUUUGAUCUUUUUGGGGAGCCCUACAAGACAAACAAAGGUGAUGCACUUGCCAACCGAGUCCAGAACACGCUGGGAAACUAUGAUGAAAUGAAGGAUUUGUUAACUAACCAUUCUAAUCAGAAUCAUCUAGUGGGAAUCCCAAAGAAUUCUGUGCCCCAGACUCCCAUCAACAAAAACGAACCAAGCUUUUUUCCAGAACAAAAGAACCGAAUGAUCCCACCUCAUCAGGAUAGCACUCACUCCUCGGCACCGAUGCCUCCACCUUCGGUUGUGAUACUGAAUUCAACUCUCAUACACAGCAACCGGAAGUCAAAACCUGACUGGCCACGAGACAGUCAGAACACUAGCAUGGUACCGGCCAGCCAGGCUGGCAGUCAGCCCAACAAAACGCAGCCCCCAACACAGGACCAGCCCCCUGCCAGACUGGAAGACUUCUUUGUCUACCCAGCUGAACAGCCUCAAGUUGGAGCAGCUGAAGAGUCAAACCCAUCUGCAAAGGAAGACGGUAACCUCAAGUCCGGUGGAGGGGAUACGUUCAAAGAAAUCUUUCAGUCCAGCUCACCAGAAGAAUCUGAAUUCACACUGCAGGCGCCUGGGUCUCCCCUAGUUGCCUCUUCUUUAUUAGCUCCCAGCAGUGGCCUUGUGGUUCAAAACUUCCCACCAGGGGUUUACUGCAAAACGAGCGUGGGGCAGCAAAAACCAACCGCAUAUGUCAGACCCAUGGAUGGCCAGGACCAAGCCCCGGACAUCUCUCCCACGCUGAAACCUUCAAUUGAAUUCGAGAACAGCUUUGGGAAUCUGUCAUUUGGGUCACUCUUGGAUGGCAAACCCAGUGCACCCAGUUCAAAGACUAAACUGCCAAAGUUCACCAUUCUCCAAACAAGUGAAGUGAGCCUUCCCAGUGACCCAAGCUGUGUUGAAGAAAUCUUGCGGGAGAUGACCCAUCCCUGGCCUACUCCUCUCACUGCCAUGCAUACUUCUGGAAACUCUGAGCAGAGCACAUUUUCCAUCCCAGGACAGGAAUCCCAGCAUCUGACCCCAGGAUUCGCCUUACAAAAGUGGAGCGACCCGACCGGCAGAGCUUCUACAAAGAUGCUUGAAGACGACCUUAAGCUGAGCAGCGAUGAAGAUGACCUUGAACCCGUGAAGACCUUGACCACUCAGUGCACUGCCACUGAGCUCUACCAGGCUGUUGAAAAGGCAAAAUCUAAGAAUAAUCCUGUAACCCCGCUCUUGGCCACGCCUCAGCCCACACCUGCAGCGCCAGCCAGCGGGGGAUCCGGCAGCUCCAGUGACUCUGAGAGCAGCUCAGAGUCAGACUCAGACACUGAAAGCAGCACCACUGACAGCGAAGCCAAUGAGGCGCCGCGCGUGGCCACGCCAGAGCCUGAGCCGCCCUCCACCAACAAGUGGCAGCUGGACAAAUGGCUUAACAAAGUGACAUCUCAGAACAAGUCGUUUAUUUGCGGCCAAAAUGAAACACCCAUGGAGACGAUCUCUGUACCUCCUCCAGUCAUACAGCCAAUGGAAGUCCAGGUCAAGGUGAAGCCAAACCCCAGCCAGGUCCUGGCUGAACCCAAAGAGAGGCCUCUCCUCAGUCUUAUCAGGGAGAAAGCCCGUCCACGGCCCACCCCCAAAAUCCCAGAAACAAAGGCUCUGAAGCAUAAAUUGUCGACAACUCUCGAGACAGCAUCUCAAAGGACAAUUGGCAAAAAACAGCCCAAGAGGGUGGAGAAGAACCCCAGCAUUGAGGAAUUUACCUGGCCCAAACCAAAUAUCUCCAGCAGCACUCCCAAAGAAAAGGAAAGCAUGGAGCUUCCUGAGCCCCCGAGAGGCCGCAACAAAGCCGCCGCCCACAAGCCGGUCCCUAGGAAAGAACCGAGGCCCAGCAUCCCCUUGGCCGCCGAGAAGAAGAAGUACCGAGGGCCCGGCAAGAUCGUGCCGAAGUCCCGGGAAUUCAUUGAAACCGACUCGUCUACGUCUGAUUCCAACACAGAUCAGGAAGAGACCCUGCAGAUCAAAGUCCUGCCUCCUUGCAUGGCUCCUGGGGGCAACACUGCCAAGUCCAAGGACACCUGCGGGCCCAGCCUGACCCUCAGCACCUUCAGCAGCAGCAACCCGCCCGUCCCCAGUGACGAGCCUACUUUUUCACCCAUCCCUGUCAUGCAGACCGAGCCUCUGUCUCCUCUCCGAGAUCACGAGAAUCUGAAAAAUCUCUGGGUGAAGAUUGACCUCGACCUACUGUCUCGAGUGCCUGGCCACAACUCACUGCAGGCGGCGCCGGCCAAGCCAGACCACAAGGAGACAGCCUCAAAGCCCAGGCGGCAGGCAGCUGCCGCCACUGCUGCGGAUAAAGCGGCCCCCAAGGGCAAGCGUAAGCACAAGCCAACAGAAGUUGCGGAGAAAAUCCCUGAGAAGAAGCAGCGCCAGGAGGAGGCGGCCACCAUCUGCCUGCUACCACCUUGCAUCUCACCAGCUCCCCCCCAGAAACCUCCCAGCACUAAGGAAAAUAAUUCAUCCAGGAGAGCAAACAGAAGAAAAGAAGAAAAGCUGUUUCCCCCUCCACUUUCCCCACUGCCAGAGGAUCCUCCGCGCCGCAGGAAUAUCAGCGGCAAUAGCGGUCCCUUCAGUCAAGACAAGACCAUCCCUAUGAUUGGACAGAUCACCUCGACCAAACCUAAGAGGAGUGAAGGCAAAUUCUGUGCUACUUUCAAAGGGAUAUCUGUAAGUGAGGGAGACACUCCAAAAAAGGCAGCCUCUGCCACCGUCACUGUCACCAACACUGCUAUUGCCACUGCCACUGUCACUGCUACUGCCACUGUCACCGCCACUGUCACGGCCACUGCCACGGCCACUGCCACUACCACCACCACUACCACUACCAUUUCCACCAUCACCUCCACCAUCACUACUGGCCUCAUGGACAGCAAUCACCUGGAGAUGACAUCCUGGGCCGCCCUGCCCGUUCUUUCCAGCAGCACUACCAAUGUCCGGAGACCCAAGCUCACUUUUGAUGACUCGGUUCACAACGCUGAUUAUUACAUGCAAGAGGCGAAGAAGCUGAAACACAAAGCUGAUGCCCUGUUUGAGAAAUUUGGCAAAGCCGUGAAUUAUGCCGAUGCAGCCCUGUCCUUCACCGAAUGUGGCAACGCGAUGGAGCGCGACCCUCUGGAAGCCAAGUCUCCGUACACCAUGUACUCUGAGACCGUGGAGCUUCUCAGGUAUGCAAUGAGGUUGAAGAACUUUGCAAGCCCCCUGGCUUCGGACGGGGAGAAAAAGCUGGCCGUACUAUGCUACCGAUGCUUAUCACUUCUCUACCUGCGGAUGUUCAAACUGAAGAAGGACCACGCCAUGAAGUACUCCAGAUCACUGAUGGAAUAUUUUAAGCAAAAUGCUUCAAAAGUCGCUCAGAUACCAUCUCCAUGGGUAGGCAAUGGAAAAAACACUCCAUCCCCAGUGUCUCUCAACAACGUGUCUCCCAUCAACGCAAUGGGGAACUGUAACAACGGCCCGGUCACCAUCCCCCAGCGCAUUCACCACAUGGCCGCCAGCCACGUCAACAUCACUAGCAACGUGUUACGGGGCUACGAACACUGGGACAUGGCCGACAAACUGACAAGAGAGAAUAAAGAAUUCUUUGGCGAUCUGGACACGUUGAUGGGGCCCCUGACCCAGCACAGCAGCAUGACCAAUCUCGUCCGCUACGUUCGCCAGGGACUGUGCUGGCUGCGCAUCGACGCCCACUUGUUGUAGUGGGGUGCGCCCCCGUCUCCAGCACUGGUGGAACUCCACUCAUUUGGGAAAAUUCUCUUUGAUUAUGUUUGUUUUUAUGCUUCUUUUGAUAUCUGUGAAAAACAGAAGUCAUUGUAAGUGGACACUACACCUUGAGCAGUGUAUCUUUUAUCACUUAGUCAUUUUUCAGUAUUUUAUAUGCAUUUCACAGAUCCCACCAUCCUUUUGUGCUUGAUGGAAUGACACAGUCCCUACAGUAUUGUUUUAAGUCCACACUACCCACAACAAAGAAUGGAAAGCAAUUGUGAGAACAGGUUCCUGAGAAGUGAAACGGAAUGUCAUAUAUAGACAUAUAUAUAUAUGUGUGUGUGUGUGUGUGUGUGUGUCUAUAUAUGAACGCAGGCACAGAGGACCUGCAAAGAUUCAUAUUUUCAGCAAUAGCCAUUCCCCAAACUGCACUCUUCUGUCCGGACAAGAACAUACUUCAGAAUCCUUUGUUAAACUUUUGGGGUUCCCACAGACUCAGUUUUCAGAUGAGAAUUUUCAUUGUCGAAACCCACUGGUUAGAUGUUGUAGCAACAUCAGAAAGUCAAAUUUAAGAAAAUUAAUGAGCACGGCAAUGCCACUCUGAAAUGCAGCCAGAGGACUUUUUAGUUAGUAUCCCUUUCCUGAUUCCCUAUUUGAAAAACUUCAAGGAUGAGAAGGAGUGGCAAGAUUGAUGUCGACAACGUUAAGGCAUCAGCUGGCAUAAAUAUUUUUGAACUCCGUGAUUUGAAGCGUAAAUCCUCACCCAGCAUUCUCUUUGUGUAAAGCUCUCCCUUGGAGGGCCGUUCAGUCAGUGCACGCCCUCGUAGCCUAAACGCUACACUCCAGUUUUAGAGAUGAGAGACGGGAGGGGUCUGGAAACCGUCCAGGGAAUGCACACCUCUGCCUCUUUUGCAGUUGGUUGGCGGGGUCUACAACUGGCAGGACUUUUUUUUUUUUUAUUGUGCUUUGCUCAGAUCUCUGGAAACGAAAGUCAAGUUGUCACUACCUAGAAGUAAUCAUAUACAGUUUGCUUCCUAGUGGCUUUAAAAUCUGGACUUCCCCAAGUAUUAUCCCCAUUUUCUAUUUUACCGGGUUUCUUUUUCACUUCUUCCUGUUUUCUUCUACCUUUCUUUUCCUUUUUCUUUUCUUUCUUUUUUUUGGGGGGGGUGCUCAUUAGCUUUUGACGGAAAUACAAUCACUGGUUUUAUUCAAGUCUAUAUUAGCUUGAAUCAUUUCCAUGAAAAUUCCGAAGAAAACUUCAAACUCUCUAAGUAGUAGCUAAUCUUCUAACAAAAAAAAUGAGUCUCGGGGUCAUGCUUCACCCUAGGGUGGUUUUCACAGAGCCCUGAACAUUGGGAACAGUUCCCUUGAUUUGGAGAUAUUUCUGCAUCAGUUGCGACUAUCCCCACCCCUUUAUGAUCCUCUGCGUUCAUUUUAUGUCCCUAAACAUCACAAUGUAAAUAUCAUCUUUGGUGUUCCAGCUCACUAGAAGAAUUCCCCACACGUAGUAAAAACUAUCCCUACGUUAGUUCCUUGUAAUUACCUGCCGGUAUCUAAUUCCACAUAGCCCUUCAUCUGCUGAGUUAUUGGAUUCUCUUCACUGAGUUAUGACCAGAUAAAUAAUAGAUAUACACACACAUGAAAGAUGCAAACUUGUAUGAUUUUGAAAGCAAGUCACGCAAGUCUGUGAUAAGAACGGCAAGGGAUCACUCCGCACUCUCAUUGUCAAGGUUAGCUGUAUCCCCAGUUGCAAAAGAGCCAGACUUGAGCUCCGCUCUGGUCAUCUCUGAGUUGAAGGCCCUUUGUUGUAUCAUAAGGGCUGUGGAAGUUGUCCUCCAAUGGCUGAGGCCACGUUGUGAAAAGCUGACAGCUGGGAGCGUCCCAGCAGCUGAACCAGCACUUUUCAUGCUCCCGGUACGGUUGAGCUGGACGUUGGCAGUCUCAGCGUCAACCCUCACACACGCAGACACACACACACAGACCAAUGAAACCCGAGAGAAUCUUUUCUGAGCCUCUUAAGUGAGGAAAAUGAUCCUAUGAACGACUCCGGACACCCAAGGUGGGUGUCACCUAUGCAAAUGAAGCUGAUGGCUCUGCAGUGACUCAAGGUCUCUGUGUGUUUUCCACGGCUUAUCAGGUAGAGUGCCUGACUAUGACUAUAUGAUGAAGCCCGCUGGCUUGCCUUGCAAGUUCAACCUAGACCACAAUCCUAGACCAUCAUGGAUUUAGGAGUAGAUUCUUCUUGAAAUUCAACCUCUGGAAAGUAGACAUUAGGAUGCUAGGGGCAGUUUCCCGGGGAAACUACCAUAUUGCCUCAUGAAUGAAAGACUCGUAGCUCUAGUUUCAGUGCGUCAUCAUAUCUACAUGGCACACAGCACGGAAGCAGCAGAGCAUCCUGCCUGCUGCCUGGUGUGUCACCCCUGGUGGCUAAAUGUAAAGUGUGUGCCAACUCAGUGGCACAAUGACCAAAUCUGACAGGCGAGCUCAGGAUCACCACCUGAUGGUUUAGCAGAGACCCAUUUGUAAAGCAGCUUAGUAACCAAUUAAACGCGGAGGAUGAAUUACCUUCCUCUCCCUGGAGGUGGGACGUCUUUCGGUUUCCUGAUUAAGGACUGUUGCUGUUUUCUAGGCACUCUAUUCAUCACAUUGUAAAUGGUGAUGUGUGUCGUAGGUGUGCAGCUAUUUGAGGGAUUGAGGGAUUUUGUCAAGUAGGUCUCGUCGGUGUACCAGUUUGUGGGAGGGAUACAAGACACGUGGAUGGUGGUGAGAGAUCCUGCCUCGAGACUUGGAUGGAGGCUUGGUGAGACGCAUCUCACGAUAAGCACAUGGAGUUAGGGUAACGGGCAGAGAAACGGGCAGGUCCACCUGAGCGAGCAAGUACACAGAAGGAUCUCAGCCCUGCCAACGGGACCCCCGUAGGGCCACCACUAUGCCUUCACUUGUCACCCAAGCUCCAACCACAGAGAGUUUGACAAGUUUGUGUUAUGAUGUUGGCUUGGCUUCGUAUUUUAAUUAACCUUGGAUUUUUUAGUGGUUUUGUCAUAUUACUGUCUGAGUUUGGUAGGUAGGAUUAAUUUGAAAAGAGUAUACUAGUGUGGUCCUCGGGGUAGGAUUUAGCCGUGAGCAUGUUGUUAGCCAGCCUGUAGACUGUUAAUGACUUAAUAAUGUCAUUGGGAAAAUACUAGUAGUUUUCUAUUUGGAUGACAGAAUUGGAAAAGCAGAUUAGCUGCUGAUAACUUUUCAAAGGCUUGAGAUUGGGAUGCCUUUUUUCCACGUAAUGACAUCAAACGAUUCAAAUCUCCAAUCAAUAACCAAGUUGCUUGAUUCAAAACCAUUGGCUAAAAUGUGUUUUGUUGAGUUUCCAAAUGGUGGGUUUUCCUUUGGACAUCACCUUGCUAGAUUGCAUUGGAUUGGGUCUUCAGUGGGAAGAUACUUGUCCUCUCGGUAUCUUUCCCAGAGCUAUCUAAUUUGGAUUGUGUUUUAUUCAAAUUCGCAUCCCGGAGGUUGAAGUUGGAAAAUGAAGUUGGAAAGCAUUUCUGAAGGCAGAAUUGAUUUAGCUGUGAGGGAGGAGCCCUCACGUACUUCUCAACAGACAUGAUAAAAUUUCACCUGCGUGAGUGGCAGGUGGGAGACAGCAAACUGGAUCACUGGGUAGGACUACUCAGUAAGGCAAUGAACUGCUUGCUUAGAGAGGCAUCACUCUCCCCAUGGAGAAAAUGUGUGGCGAGACACUAGAGCUACACAACAUUGAAUGGAUGGGUCGAUUCCGUGCCCCCAAAUUCAGUUCUGUGGGGAACAAAUAUGGCGCCCGUUGUCGCUUGCUCUAUUAUGCGACUGGCGAACUAAAUUCUUCUUGGUUGUCGUUGUCGUUGUCGUUGUUGUUGUUCUCAUUCCCACUUGCACAGCUUUAUUCUCAUGAUGGAACUCCGAUUCAUUUGCUCUUCAGUGUUUGCAAACUCCAGCGACAGAACUGGCAUCUGUGUAUUGAUGAUCAACAGUGAGUGACCCUGGCAGGAGGCUAAUCGGAUAGGCUGGUCUCAGACAUUAAUCCUACCAUCUGAUAUUUUCGGGGAAAGAAAAAGUAUGAGUUCCCUUUCCGUUCCCCUCCUCACAAGUCUAGAAACCCCCUUUCCCAAGAGCAUCACGUUUCCCUCUGUAAUCCAUCAACUCAAAGCAAAUUGCAUUGUGGGGAGGGCCGAGGCGGGUGGGGCCGGGGGUAGCGGGUAGGGAAGCCCUUCCAGUCCAGGCUGCAGUUCUCGCCCCUUUCUGCUUCUGACCUGAGAGGGUAAUAACUCCUUCAUCAGGCUCACAAUGGGUUUAGGGGACACGGAACUGCUGUUCCGAUCCAUGAUCAAUCAUCGUUCUUCUAAGAGAUUGGAGCUUUGCUGUUUCAUUAACUGUGCAGUGUAGACUAAUGGUGUUUAAUAAAAAUCAUUCAAAAUUUCAAA